AUGGAAGGAGUAGAGAAAGCCAAGGGGUCUUCAACAGAAAUCUACCAUAGCUUGAGCAGAAGAAGAAGCAGAAGCAGGGGGGUGAGCAUGGAGGAUGUGUUUUUAAGCACCACGCCCUCUCGACGAAACAUUCGAAUGGAUGAAGACGAAGAAGCUCUGAUAUGGGCAGCCAUUGAGAAAUUGCCAACAUAUAAUCGGUUAAGAACAAGCAUCAUCAAGUCCUUCGUCGAAACCGAUGAUGAUGAUGCUCAAGGAAACAAGACCAACAAAGUCGUACAUAAGGAAGUGAACGUUCUGAAGCUCAACAUAACCGACCGUCAAACAUUUAUUGACACCACUUUUAAGGUUGCAGAAGAAGAUAAUGAGAGGUUCUUGAAAAUGUUCAGAAGUAGAAUUGAUAAGGUUGGGAUCAAACUUCCCACAGUGGAAGUUAGGUUUGAGCAUUUGACAGUGGAAGCCAAUUGCCAUGUUGGCACCAGAGCUAUUCCCACCCUCCCAAAUGUGACUCGGAACAUCGCAGAAUCAACUCUUGGUUUAAUAGGGAUCAAAAUGGCUAAGAGAACAAAUCUAACAAUUCUCAAGGAUGCCUCUGGCAUUAUCAAACCAUCAAGGAUGACCCUUCUAUUAGGCCCCCCAUCUUCAGGGAAAACAACCCUUUUGCUGGCAUUAGCUGGGAAGUUGGACCCAAGCUUGAAGGUUAGAGGAGAAAUCACUUACAAUGGAUAUAGGCUGAAUGAAUUUGUGCCACAGAAGACAUCUGCAUAUAUUAGCCAAAAUGAUGUUCAUAUGGGAGAAUUGACAGUCAAAGAAACUCUAGACUUUUCGGCAAGGUGCCAAGGGGUUGGGACGAGAUAUGAACUUCUUUCUGAGCUUGCUAGAAGAGAGAAGGAGGCAGGAAUAUUUCCAGAGCCAGAAGUAGACCUUUUCAUGAAGGCUACUUCAAUGGGAGGAGUUGAGAGCAGUCUCAUUACUGACUAUACUCUCAGAAUGUUGGGGCUUGAUAUAUGCAAGGAUACCCUUGUAGGAGAUCAGAUGCAGAGAGGGAUAUCUGGUGGGCAAAGAAAACGAGUUACCACAGGUGAGAUGAUUGUUGGGCCUACAAAAACAUUGUUCAUGGAUGAGAUAUCAACGGGUCUUGAUAGCUCCACGACACAUCAAAUAGUUAAGUGCUUGCAGCAAAUCGUACACAUUACCGAGGCCACAAUCUUGAUGUCCCUACUCCAACCUGCUCCUGAGACGUUUGAUCUCUUUGAUGAUAUCAUCCUCUUAUCAGAGGGCAAGAUCAUCUACCAAGGGCCACGUGAGCACGUAUUGGAGUUCUUUGAGAGCUGUGGAUUUCGAUGCCCCGAGAGAAAGGGAACUGCUGAUUUCCUGCAAGAGGUUACCUCAAGGAAAGACCAAGAGCAAUAUUGGGGGGACAGAAGCAAGCCAUACCAAUACAUAACCGUCACUGAAUUCGCAAACCGAUUCAAGCAAUUCCAUGUCGGCAUGUGUCUUGAGAAUGAGCUCUCAAUCCCUUUCAAUAAGGCCCAAGGCCAUGGAGCAGCCCUUGUAGUCAAAAGAUAUUCAUUACCCAGAAUGGAAUUUCUGAAGGCCUCUUUUGACAAGGAAUGGCUACUUAUAAAGAGGAACUCUUUUGUUUACAUUUUCAAGAUGGUCCAAAGCAUUGUAGCGGCAUUUGUAGUCACGACCCUAUUCUUGAGGACGCAAAUGCACACUAGAAAUGAAGAUGAUGGUGCACUAUAUAUUGGUGCACUUCUGUAUUCCAUAAUCCAUAACAUGUUCAGUGGUUAUGCUGAGCUCACAUUGGUCAUUGCAAGACUCCCUGUAUUUUACAAGCAUAGAGACCUUCUUUUCCAACCUGCUUGGGCUUUCACUCUCCCAUCUGUCCUACUCCGGAUUUUUUAA
Messenger RNA from Prunus avium (sweet cherry), 1908 nucleotides. NCBI's taxonomy places the organism in Eukaryota, Viridiplantae, Streptophyta, Magnoliopsida, Rosales, Rosaceae. The record is from RefSeq and is a predicted model, not a curated record.